This is a messenger RNA of Durio zibethinus, 2802 nucleotides long. Its product is annotated as cell wall / vacuolar inhibitor of fructosidase 1-like. Gene Ontology annotation, biological process: negative regulation of catalytic activity. The record is from RefSeq and is a predicted model, not a curated record. Gene Ontology annotation, molecular function: enzyme inhibitor activity. Lineage: Eukaryota; Viridiplantae; Streptophyta; Magnoliopsida; Malvales; Malvaceae.
AGAUCCUUAAAAGACAAAGAUGUGUUUCAAUCUUAAGUUCCCAACCAUUCAACAAACACACAACCGUAUAUCAGCAGAUUCGGAUGGUUAUCUGGUCCAUGUUAGUGUUCACUUGAAUCAGACUUUGAUCUCGCUCUGUUUUGGUCCUGCCUGCCUUUCAGGACAUAACAAAUUGCCUCGUAUCCUCUUGCUUUGACUAAAAGUUGGCAAUGAAAGCAUCCGAGCAUUUGGAUAAAUGGUAGAUGCGUGUAAUUGCUAACAGAAAGUUAUGGUCCCUUUACAAAAGGUUGCCGCUUUGGUUCUCAGGCUAUCAUCAGCAUAGUGUCAAUUGCUGCAAAGUGAAAACUCUACCUGGAAUAUAAAACGCCGGAAAAUGCUCAAGGCAGUGCUUUGUCUUCUUGUUUAACUAAAUACUGAAUCAUUUUAGGGUCUGAUUGACUACCUACACACACUCUUAUUAAAUGACUAAGAUGUUCUUACCUCCCUUCUGUUCUAGUAUCGACAGAAAUCAAACCAAUUCUUGAAAUUCAAGGUACUUGUUUUUAUAAGAACUUGAAACAUUUGGAUGAAUUGGUUCUCUUCCUUUUAAAAGUUACACAAUAGAAUACAUGGAAAGAUUAAGGUUAAGCAGUUACAACAGCUUUGAUGGUGCCCUAGCAGGCUGGCUGGCUGGCUGGCAUUACAAUCCAACGCACCAGAAGUGACAUUAAUAUUUGGCAUUAAGCAAAGAAAAGGUGAUUCCUUGGUAUAAACGUUGCUGACUCGCUGCUGCCAUUGUCAAGGUAUUGCUCUGAAGUUGACACACUUUCUUGAAUCUUGUAAGAACACUGUCAUUUAAGAAUGGUUCUUUUCUCUAGAACUUCACAUUCCUUUCCCUUAGGCCUUGCAAAUUUUAUUCUGUUAAGUGCAAGAUGACUGACUGAGUAGGAAAACGUCCGAUUUACUGGAAACAUAUAUCCAGAGACUAAGGAAACGUUCUGAAGUUUACUAUUAAAAAAAAACUCCAACUACAGAGUUAUCUGUCUACACUUGACAAGGAGCUUAAUCUUUUUCAUUGCACCAAAAAAUCCCGUGAUCUAGAACAAUUCAACAUAUAUAAGAAAGCUGCACGUGAAUGUAUUAACCAGGGAAAAAGUUCAUUCCACAUUUUCUUUAAAGUACAGCAAACAUUGACUGGGGAAAGAUUACAAAAGAAUACGCCAGAAAUAAAAUAAAAUUUUAAAUCUAGAAUUUAGAGAACCAAACACGUGUACCUAGUCUAGUUUGUAAAGGAAGUUCUAGCAUUAAUUAAGUGACAAUAAGUAAAGAUACAGUAAAUAAGUAGUCUAAUUAGCAGCCACAACUUUCCAUGAAAAGAAGAUCCAGAGUUCCAAGUUUUGACCCGUGAACUAUCAAAGAAGAUGGAAAAAAAAAAAAAAAAAAGCGGCACCAGGUUUUUCCUUCAAAUACCAUGAAAUGAUGAGACCAGAAUAGCUGAAGAAAGUACUACUUUGCAAAACAUAGAGGAUCAGGGAAGGCAAUUUAGCAUAUUUCCUUACUAUUCAUGCAUUAUUUAUGAAGCACAAAUUAUUGCCUUCUUUUGUGGUUCAAAGAGUUUCAUGAUCCUUCAUCUUAGGAAUAAUGUCAAGGCAAGUUCCAUCCAGAACAAGUGAAAGAAACUAACCUCUUACGCGCAAGGCACAAAGGAUACAAUGUAGGUGGCUGUUGCCUGUUGUAGCAUUCAUUCAUGUGGGAACACAGAAAAUUUGGCCCGAUAAAAACAAAAGCCAAAUCCAAUAAAGUACUAAUUUCAUAACAAAAAGAAAGAUCCUAACAUACUUUAAAAGAAAAUGCAUCCAAUUACCAAAGUAAAGCAGCAAACCAGUCACCCCCUCCUGACCCAGUCUUUCUCAUUACCACAAAAAUGAAAACCUCAAUCUCAUCUCCACCUAGCUCUUCUCUCCACGUUCUUCUUCUUCUUCUUCUUCUUCUUGCAAUUUCUCUUCCAUCAAUCCAAUGUGAUGAUCUGGUAGAACAAAUAUGUAAGAAAACACCUUUCUAUGACUUGUGCAUCUCUACCUUGAGAUCAAACUCUAAUAGCACUAACUCAGAUGUUAAAGGCCUGGCAAGUGUGAUGGCUGACAUUCUGCUGGCAAAUGCAACUGACACAUUGAAUUACAUCCGAGCUCAGAUAAACCAAACAUCGGACCCCCAGAUGGAGAGAGCACUUGCUUAUUGUGCAGAACUUUACAUUCCAGUUGUCAAGUACAAUCUUCCUCAAGCCAUUGAUGCUUUGAGCAAAGGCCAGUUUGCAUUUGCCAGUGAUGGGAUAUCUGAUGCCGCUAGGGAGGCAGAUGCUUGUGAAAAGAAUUUUUCAGGGUCUUUGAAAUCACCAUUAAGUGAUAGGAACAAACUUCUUCAUAGCCUCUCUGAUGUGGCGGUAGCCAUUGUCAAGGUAUUGCAGAAGGGUUAAUAACUAUAAAUUUACUUAUAUCUUUGUUUAUUUUCUGCUUCUGUGUAGUCAUGAAACCUUGUGUACUUAUUUUCUGCCUGUAAAUUUUAUUCUGUUGGGUUGGAAGUGUUGUACUUCAGAGCUAAGAAAGAUGCUUCAACUUUCGACCAUACAAUUAGCAUCUUUCUUGUCUUCAUUGCUUACUGUUCCUUUCUCUUUCCUGUUCUGUCGUCUUUUUCUGGGCUAUAUGCAUGGGCUGAAAUGGUUUUUUGGGCUUUGUGAGGUUUUAAGUAUGGCAGACUGGAAGAGUGAGUAUUGAUUCUUAAUCUAAAGUUGUAAACUAGAUUUUUAUAACAAAAAGAUCAAAAGAA